Molecule: messenger RNA, 854 nt
Organism: Onychostruthus taczanowskii (white-rumped snowfinch)
Lineage: Eukaryota; Metazoa; Chordata; Aves; Passeriformes; Passeridae
Gene: DCK
Product: deoxycytidine kinase
Exons: 7
Coding region: 36-806 (256 amino acids)
Biological process (GO): nucleobase-containing compound metabolic process
Cellular component (GO): mitochondrion; cytoplasm
Molecular function (GO): ATP binding; deoxycytidine kinase activity
Source: RefSeq, a predicted model, not a curated record
GGCUCGCGCCCCCUCAGGCGCCCCCUCAGGCCGCCAUGGCCACCCCGCCCAAGCGCCCCAGGCCCGACGGCCGCCUCAAGAAGAUCGCCGUGGAGGGCAACAUCGCUGCAGGGAAAUCCACCUUUGUGAACGUCCUGAAACAAGCCAGUGAGGAGUGGGAAGUGGUUCCCGAGCCCGUAGCUAGAUGGUGCAAUGUCCAGCAAAGCUCUGGAGACGACUCUGAGGAGCUGAGCGCGUCGCAGCGGAGCGGCGGGAACGUGCUGCGCAUGAUGUACGAGAAGCCGGAGCGCUGGGCCUUCACCUUCCAGACGUACGCGUGCCUCAGCCGCGUCCGCGCCCAGCUGGCCGCCCUGGGCAAGCUCCGUGAGGCGCGGGAGCCCGCCGUGUUCUUCGAGCGCUCCGUCUACAGCGACAGGUACAUCUUUGCUGCGAAUUUAUACGAGUCUGACUGCAUGAACGAGACCGAGUGGACCAUUUACCAGGACUGGCACGACUGGAUGAAUAAACAGUUUGGCUCGAGGCUGGCGCUGGAUGGGAUCAUUUAUCUCCGAGCCACUCCUGAGAAAUGCUUGAAUAGGAUUUACUUGCGUGGAAGAGAUGAGGAACAAGAAAUCCCCAUCGAAUAUCUGGAGAAGCUUCACUACAAGCAUGAGAGCUGGCUCCAGCACAGGACACUGCGAACAGAUUUUGACUAUCUGCAGGAAAUUCCGAUUUUAACGCUCGAUGUUAACGAAGACUUCAAGGGCAAAAAGGACAAAUAUGAUCACAUGAUCGAAAAGGUCAAGGAAUUUUUGAGCACGUUGUAAUCCUCUUUGAAGUGCAGACAGAGUCAAACCAUUCCAAACUUCUCUGCC